AUGCUCCGAGACUGCGCGACAACGAACUUCUACUCACCACAACGAGUCGGCGUCGACCAGAUGGAGUCCCUCAUCUUCCGCAUCUGGGAUAUCGUAGACUGGAUUGUUUUCGCGGUCUCGACCUGUCUCGGCACAACUUGCCUGCGCACGUUUGUACAAGCUCGUGCCGCUAUGGCCAGGAUGCGCGAGGCGGCUGCGGGACGUUUCUGUGCGACUGAUCAUCCUUGGGGAUAG
Parastagonospora nodorum SN15 is the source of this 234-nucleotide messenger RNA. RefSeq lists its product as hypothetical. The coding region runs from base 1 to 234 and encodes 77 amino acids. The record is from RefSeq and is a predicted model, not a curated record. The transcript has a single exon. Lineage: Eukaryota; Fungi; Ascomycota; Dothideomycetes; Pleosporales; Phaeosphaeriaceae.